GCCUGUAUAAAUGUGACGGCAUUGUCAUAUCGACCAUACUGGAGUGUAGAGGAAGAAGAGCACUUGGAUGGUACUACCAUUAAGAGUUACUCAGGCAGUGACGCCAUGCUACUGAAGACCAUUGCCCACGCCCUCAACUUUACUUUCCGUGUUCUUCCUGUCUCUUCUUGGGAUCAGGUCACAGGUUUGGUGACGGGGAGAGAGUCCUUGAUGGCCACAGUGUAUCAUACAAUAUUACCACAACGCAGUCUUCUAUAUGAUUACACAUAUGCCUACGAGCAUGUGUUUAUGCACUUCACAAUGGCCAAACCUUUGCUCAGCUCCAAUUGGCAAAGUCUGUACGACCCUCUGGCAGACGAGGUGUGGGUUUCAAUCCUCGUGGUCCUUUUCCUGGUGUCGUUGCUGCUAUAUACGAUUGCACGACUAGCGCAUAGAAGACAAUUUGAUAACAAAAUUAAUGCCGGAGACGCAGCUCACAUAGCUAUUGGAACUUUGCUGGCCCAGAGUGUCAACAAAUACCUUUUGAGCAGCUCGAGCCAGGUGUUGGUGGCGGCUUGGUUGGUAUUCGCCUUCAUCGUGGGGACGGCUUACCGCGGCAACCUCACCGCCGCCCUCACACUGCCCAAGUACCCGCCCAGACCAGAGACUCUAGAGCAACUCGUCAGGGUCGCAGACAAGGUGACCAUGGCUCCUUACGGAGAAGAAUUUCGUCAAUUCUUCAAACAAUCGGAUUCUGGUGUGUUCCAGGCCCUCUCAGAUAUCAUGGAAAUUGUACCUACUGCUGCUCAAGGACUACGUCGGGCCUCUGAGGAGAGGGAAUCUUACAUGGACGGGCGUCGCUACCUGGAGCAAAUGAUCGCUGAUCACUUCACAAGGGUGGAUGGCAGCACACAAAUGUACGUUGGAAGAGAGAGCGUUUUACCGGCCCUCGGAGCGUGGCCCAUACCCCACGACGCUCCCUACAAACCCCACUUGGAUAAACUUAUGCUGUACAUCGUCGAGUCCGGAUUGUACGAGAAAUGGAUGGAAGAUAUGCUGAGCAAAGCCAGGCAAGAUAGUCGCGGAAGAAAGCGGGAAUACCAAAAGAAGCAAGGCCAGGAGGUGGUCGCUGUACAAGAAGGUGACAAAAGGAAUCAAGCGCUGACACUCGUCCACAUGCAAGGACCCUUCAUACUCCUCCUUUUGGGUCUCUCUUUAUCUUGUAGCAUCAUUUUGACUGAGUUUGUGAUAACAUUGUUCAGAAAGGAAACAAUAAAAUAUUAGAGCUCUGCGUGUACAUGAGAGAGCAAUCACAUGAUGUUAGCUAAUAAAAUCAUCUAGUCCUGAUCGAAAGUGACGCUUUACUCUGUGUAAUGUUCAGAUACAAUGGAUGUUCGCUCUAACACAUCACAUUAAAAUCAAACUGAUGGUGUAAGAAAGAUAUGAAUCACAACACUCUCAAAAUUAGCACUGUGACAACCAUCACGUUGACGGAACAGCUCCUAACGGCAGUUUCGAAUAAUUUAAAAACAAAGGAGACUUUAAGAGACCACCAGGAGAUCCUUACAGAAAAAUAUCACCAAAAUCCAUUAAUCGUUCAGUAUAAGUAAUAUUUUUUAUAUGGCCGCAAUAGCUGUCAUGUUACAUGAGAGAACAAUAUUAAAACAAGAUAUAUUUUUUGUAAAAUUUUCUCAAGAUCUUAAAAAACAUCCUUGAACACUUUUGAUAUAAAAGAUUUUUGGAAAGACAUUGAAACAUCAAAAAAUAUAUUGUGGUACAUUAUCAACACAAGAUAAUUUGUAGAGGCUCAUCAAGAGACUCAUUCUGGCAUUUACUUUUUUCUAACCACACAGACCAAGACGAAGAAGUUAUGAUUUUAAAAUGUUUAAGUUGGCUUUUAUUUUGUUUUACUGGACUGAUUAGUGAAAUUACUUGAAGACGGAAAUCUGUUGCCGGUCAUCGCCACAGUAAAAACCUUUCCAGCACCGCCAGACUUCAUCAGGAAUGAUAUCACUUGGCAGUUAGCUUCAUAAGAACUCGAACUCAUCAAUACUUGUGAAGUGAAAUGACCACUGCUUCCAUUCCGUCAUUUUGAUGGUAUUA
Messenger RNA from Homarus americanus (American lobster), 2082 nucleotides. RefSeq names its product glutamate receptor 2-like. The record is from RefSeq and is a predicted model, not a curated record. The transcript is spliced from 6 exons. NCBI's taxonomy places the organism in Eukaryota, Metazoa, Arthropoda, Malacostraca, Decapoda, Nephropidae. Gene Ontology annotation, cellular component: membrane. The coding region runs from base 106 to 1263 and encodes 385 amino acids. Gene Ontology annotation, molecular function: ligand-gated monoatomic ion channel activity.